Messenger RNA from Cyprinus carpio (common carp), 4808 nucleotides. It is a transcript of the gene nfx1, whose product is annotated as nuclear transcription factor, X-box binding 1. The coding region runs from base 171 to 4421 and encodes 1416 amino acids. The record is from RefSeq and is a predicted model, not a curated record. NCBI's taxonomy places the organism in Eukaryota, Metazoa, Chordata, Actinopteri, Cypriniformes, Cyprinidae. Gene Ontology annotation, cellular component: nucleus. Gene Ontology annotation, biological process: negative regulation of transcription by RNA polymerase II. Gene Ontology annotation, molecular function: zinc ion binding; RNA polymerase II transcription regulatory region sequence-specific DNA binding; DNA-binding transcription factor activity, RNA polymerase II-specific. The transcript is spliced from 25 exons.
UGUCAGCGAUCUCUGUCCUCUGAUUGGACGCACAGUUUCAGCACAACUAGCACCAACUCGGUCUGUGUAGUUCAUAAAUAAUUCGUCUUCUUAUCGGCUUCUCGGUUGAAUUAUCAUAUUCUCAGCAGCUCUGAGGAAACCUCGUCGAAACGGUCUUGAGUUUCGUCUGAAUGGCUGAAGCCUCCGUUACAGACACAUCGAAGUUGAAUCCAGAGUCUGCCGAGUUUGUACCACAAGCUAAACCCGACCAGCCCUACUCUAGGAGAAGUUACAGGCAGCAGCACCACACUCAGGACUGGAGGGCUCAACAUGUUAGGCCUCAUCAUCACUUGAGACAGUCCGAUGCGACUAAGCAUGGUCAAGAUGAGUCUGACAACCCAGAGAUUUUUACAUUACCGCCUCCUGAACUUCCCAUCAGAGGAGACGUAAGAGGUAGAGGAAGAGGAGGAAGACAAAGAGGAGGACGCGGUGAUGGUAGGCGCAUUAAUGACCAUCGUGCUUCGAACGAGAGAUGGACAAAACCUGGAAGUGAUAACGACUGCUCAGGAAGGGGCCAUGAGCGACCCAACUCACCCACUCACCCACCUAAUAGAUCCACGGAUGAGGAGAAGAAAGAAAGAACAACUGUGGAAGCUGACGUAAGAGUGUCUUAUCAAGCUAGCCGACGUAAACAGCCCAAUAAAGCAAGAGCAGAGAGAAUGAUAAAGGAGCCUCAGCCCAAGGACCAAGAGGAGAAUAGGGAAAACCAGGAUGAUGCAGGAGACACAAAGCCUGCAGCAGUUCAUGAACAUCCAGAGCCUGAGCAGAGGAACCAUAAGGGAUGGAGAGGUGGAGAUCGCCACAUGCAGCCCAGUUCCUGGAGGAAAGGGCUGGCCCCUAACUAUGGGAUUGAGGGUAACUGGAGAGAAAGAGAACCUGCUCAGAUCAGAGUGGAGGAGAGGAGAGGUGCAGAAGUUGAGGGCGGAAGACAUGAAGAGUCUAGCAGAAACAGAGGAGCUGCGAGAGCAGAGGAGAGGAGAGGUGCAGAAGUUGAGGGCGGAAGCAGUGAGGAGUUCAUCAGGAACAGAGGAUGUGCAAGAGGGGAGGAGAAGAGAGGUGCAGAAGUUGAGGGUGGAAGCAGUGAGGAGUUCAUCAGGAACAGAGGAGGUGCAAGAGGGGAGGAGAAGAGAGGUGCAGAAGGUGAGGGUGGAAGCCGUGAGGAGUUCAACAGGAACAGAGGAGGUGCAAGAGGGGAGGAGAGGAGAGGUGCAGAAGGUGAGGGUGGAAGCCGUGAGGAGUUCAACAGGAACAGAGGAGGUGCAAGAGGGGAGGCGAGGAGAGGUGCAGAAGGUGAGGGUGGAAGCCGUGAGGAGUUCAACCGAAACAGAGGAGGUGCAAGAGGGGAGGCGAGGAGAGGUGCAAAAGGUGUGAGUGGAAGCCGUGAGGAGUUCAACAGGAACAAAGGAGCUGCGAGAGGGGACGCAAGGAGAGGUGCAGAAGGUGAGGGUGGAAGCCAUGAGGAGUUCAACAGGAACAGAGGAGGUGCAAGAGGGGAGGCAAGGAGAGGUGCAGAAGGUGAGGGUGGAAGCCGUGAGGAGUUCAACAGAAACAGAGGAGGUGCGAGAGGGGAGGAGAGGAAAGAUGCAGAAAGUGAGAGUGGAAGCCGUGAGGAGUUCAACAGAAACAGAGGAGGUGCAAGAGGGGAGGCGAGGAGAGGUGCAGAAGGUGAGGGUGGAAACAGUGAGGAGUUCAACAGAAACAGAGGAGGUGCAAGAGGGGAGGCGAGGAGAGGUGCAGAAGGUGUGGGUGGAAGCCGUGAGGAGUUCAACAGAAACAGAGGAGCUGCGAGAGGGGAGGAGAGGAGAGGUGCAGAAAGUGAGGGUGGAAGCCGUGAGGAGUUCAACAGGAAUGGAGGUGCAAGAGGGGAGGUGAGGAGAGGUGCAGAAGGUGAGGGUGGAAACAGUGAGGAGUUCAACAGAAACAGAGGAGGUGCGAGAGGGAAAAGGCCACUACUGCAGAAUCCAGGGUCGAGGAGAGGCGGAGGUCCAGAGCGACGGACCGGACCGGUGAAGCACAUGGAGCUUCCCAAAAGCAAAGAAACCCAGACAGGUUGUCUAAUUGAGCAGCUGACGGAGGAGAAGUAUGAGUGUAUGGUCUGUUGUGAAGUGAUUCGGGUCAUGGCUCCGGUUUGGAGCUGUCAGAGCUGUUUCCAUGUAUUCCACCUUAACUGCAUCAAGAAAUGGGCUCGCUCACCUGCAUCUCAAGCUGAUGAUAGCACUGAAGGCUGGCGUUGUCCUGCAUGCCAGCAUGUGGCUCUCAAAGCCCCUAAUGCAUACUCCUGCUUCUGUGGGAAGGUGACCAAUCCUGAGUUUCAGCGCACUGAGAUCCCUCAUAGCUGUGGAGAUAUGUGUGGGAAAAAGAGGAGUGGAGGGGAAUGCAAUCACCCCUGUAACAUCUUGUGCCAUCCUGGGCCCUGCCCACAGUGUCCAGCUUUUAUCACAAAGUCCUGCAUUUGUGGGAGAAUGAGAAAGCAGGUUCGUUGCAGUCAGGCAGGACCUCUGCUUUGUGAGGACGUCUGUGGAGCUCUUCUGAACUGCUCAGAGCACUUCUGUGCCCAGGUGUGCCAUUCGGGGCCAUGCCAACCCUGCCAACUUCGUGUUCAGCAAGCCUGCUUCUGUGGUGUGACAUUCAGGGAGGUGGCGUGUGGGACUGAUCGUGAAAAGUUUGAUGGAUCAGGAUAUUUCACCUGUUGCAAGCCCUGUGGAAAGAUGCUAGACUGCCAGUCCCAUCGCUGUCAGCAGUUAUGCCACCCUGGGCAGUGCCAGUCAUGUCCACUCAGCCCCAAGCUGGUGCGCAGUUGUUCAUGUGGACAGACUCCAUUAUCUAAGCUUCUGGAGCUUGGCUACACAGAGAGAAAGACCUGUACUGACCCGAUCCCCUCCUGUGGCAAGACCUGCAACAAACCGCUGCCAUGUGGAGAUGGUGAUUCUGUCCACUUGUGUGAAAAGCUCUGCCAUGAGGACAGCUGUGGCCCGUGCUCUUUGACCUCCUCUAUCAAAUGCAGAUGUGGCAGUAACAGCAAGGAAGUUCCUUGUGCAGCCAUUCAGACUGAACAAGACAUGGUGUUCACUUGUGAGAAACGCUGCAGCAAGAAGCGCUCCUGCGGCAGGCACAAGUGUGGAGAGUUGUGUUGUGUGGAUGUGGAGCAUAAGUGCUCAAUGAUUUGUGGUUACAAACUCAAUUGCGGUCUGCAUCGAUGUCAGGACCUUUGUCACCGUGGCAACUGCCAGCCUUGUUGGCAAACUAGUUUUGAUGAGUUGGCGUGCUACUGUGGGGAGACUGUGCUGUUCCCGCCCAUCCCUUGUGGAACGAGACCUCCUGAAUGUAAAAACUUAUGUACCCGAAGUCAUGAUUGUGAUCAUCCAGUGUUCCAUUCAUGCCAUAGUGAGGAGAGAUGUCCUCCCUGUACCUACCUCACCAAGAAGUGGUGCAUGGGUAAUCAUGAGCAAAGGAGUAAUAUCCCAUGCCACCUGCAGGACAUCUCGUGUGGUUUAGUGUGUGACAAGCUCUUACCUUGUGGUUCUCAUCACUGUAAGAAAAUAUGUCACCGUGGGGAAUGCCAGGCAGAGGGAGAGUGUAAGCAGCCAUGCACUCACCCUAGGGCCAGCUGUGGACACCCCUGUGCUGCUCCCUGCCACCCAGGCACCCCCUGUCCACCCUCCAUCUGCAGUGCCAAGAUGGCACUGCAGUGUGACUGUGGCCGAAAGAAAGAGACCGUUCCUUGUGCUGAUGCAGCCAGUUCCUAUCAAAGAUAUGCAGCUAUUGCCGUUGCCAGUAAGCUGUCAGAUAUGCAGCUGGGAGAGUCCGUCGACAUUGGACAGCUCACAAAGAAAGAGCAGAGAAAGGCCAGGUUGGAGUGUGAUCAAGAAUGUGCUACACUGGAGAGGAACAGGCGGCUGGCUGAGGCCCUGCAGAUUGAUCAGUCAGUGGAUACCUUCAACAAGUCAGCGACUUCCAAAUAUAGUGACUCUCUGAAAGAAGAUGCAAGGAAAGAUUUCAAGUUUGUUAGUGAAAUUGAAGAGGAGAUUAAGAAUUUAGUUGAACUGGCUAACAAGGGUAAACAGCCUAAGAGGAGUCACUGUUUUCCACCUAUGAAGCGUGAACACCGGAGAAUUAUCCAUGAGCUAGCGGAGGCAUAUGGUGUGGAAAGCGUCAGCUAUGAUAGCGAACCCAAGCGCAAUGUCGUGAUUACUGCCAUCAGGGGGAAAUCAGUGUGUCCUAACACAAGUCUGGCUGCUUUGAUUGAAAGGGAAACUGUUUCCAGAGCACCUCCUCCUAUUGCCCACAUAAAACAACACACAAGCAAGGCCGACAAUAGUAAUGCUUGGAUGAAUCAAUCUAAAGAGGAGCCCUCGAUUGAUUAUUUUGAUGUGCAGGAUUGACAUGAAAUUCUGAACAGUCACUGUAAUAAUCACACAAAAUAAAACUAUCCAAAGUCCAAUAACUACUUUUCACUCUAGCAUCAGUUCUGAACACAAACACAGUGAGAAUCUAAAGCUAUGAUUUGUGGACAUGUUUGUUAGGAGCAAACAUCAGUAAAAAUUGAUGUAGUUUCUGUGCACAUAUUAAAGAAAAGAAAUGUGGGAUGUAUUUGUAUUCUGAGACUUGACUUCUGAUAGACAGCUUACACGAGUGUCAGGAGUGAGUCAGAGAGAAGUUGGACAGGAUCGGCAUCAGGAAGUUUGUUGGUAGUAAUCUCAUUUUACCAUACCUUGUUGAAGGUGAAAAUAACUGCAUCUCAGCUCCAAUAAAUACUUCUUAAAGCACAA